This is a messenger RNA of Argiope bruennichi, 6305 nucleotides long. RefSeq names its product probable cyclin-dependent serine/threonine-protein kinase DDB_G0292550. The record is from RefSeq and is a predicted model, not a curated record. Lineage: Eukaryota; Metazoa; Arthropoda; Arachnida; Araneae; Araneidae. The transcript is spliced from 10 exons. Bases 184 to 5184 code for a protein of 1666 amino acids.
CUACGGAUGGUGCAUUUGUUGUGAAGCAUCCGUUGCAAUCUCCUACAUCGCAAUGCUUCUGUGGAUGCGAUAUACACGCUGAUGGAAUUUAUUCUAUGGCGCCGGAUACACUCGGCGAUGGGCCUAAUCGCCAGGGAAACAAGUGUGGACUAUUUUUUUCAUUUGAAAAGGAGCUGGUAGAGAAUGAUGGAUCUCAUCGCAUGCGGGGCUCCACUGGACAACAGUUUCCAAAAAAACAAAUUGGAACUCGUUAACAAAGGAUCUUUGGGUCGUCGCCGAAGACCAUCUCGUUCUAACUUGAAAUUACUACUUUCGUCGUCCUAUUCUGCUCCAGAAUCGCCCAAUUCAACGCCACAGACACCAAAUUCAGCACCACAAACGCCAAAUUCAACUGCACGAACUCCAGAUUCAACUCCACGAACACCGAAUUCAGUUGCACGAACUCCAGAUUCAACUCCACGAACGCCGAAUUCAGCUCUACGAACACCCACUUUAAUUCUACAAACAUCGUACUCAGCUCCACGAACACCCAGUCCAGCCCCGCGAUCGUCCACUCCGACUCCUACUGCUUGCAGUAAGAAACCACUUGUGAACGGCAGUGUCCACAAAGAACGAUCGAGUCCGCAAAAUUUCAAGCCUCUACCAAGGAUUGAGUCAAGCUUACCUCGAACAUCCUCCGAAUCGAAACUAGUGGCCGACGCACAGCAAUUCAGCAUAGAAGCGAAACUAAAGCGCAAAAAGUCAGACGUGGGCCGAAGUGCAGUUCUAAUUCAGACCUGGGAGAGAAGGACCAGGAACGAUUCUUUGCCAAAGCGACAGCAGUCACUGAAAAACCGAUUUCAAAACAAAGAGAACAUAGGGGAACUCGACGCCAUGCCUGACUCCUACAUCUGUGCGAAGUAUUCGGGAAAUACCCUAAGUGUCGAAUCUUUGAAGAAUGGUGGAUUGGCUUCUAAAGUUCGAGCGUACUCUGACGAAACAAUGCUGUAUCGAAUGUCGGAGAACGGCCAGCGUUACGACAAGCAAGUGCAAGUCAAUGGAAAUGAGCUGAACGGAGAAGAGCCCGAAUGGAUAAGUCUUAGCAGAAAGCUCCGUGCCAAAUUUGUGGAAGGCCACAUAGAACACAAUUCCGCCGAUUCCUAUCUACACGAGGAACCGGAUGGAGUGAAGCAGCACGUGGUAAAGCUAAUUCCACCACCCCAGCCGACGAAGCAGGCAGCAUGCGAGGCUCCGCAGAAAUGCGAUAUUAAGAAGAAAGUGGUGGACAGCAUGGACGUGACAGCACAUCAAACGGAUGAGCCGCCAUGGAUUCAUUUGAGCAGAAAAUUGUGCACAAAGUUCAUCGAGGAACACAUAGAGUAUCCUCUUAUUACACCAGAUCACUCUGUGAAGGAAAUAAAUACGAUCGAGCCCAACGGCGAUGUCAGAAUCAUCGAAAAGAUUGGAAAGCCAAAAUGUCGAAAUUCCAAAACGAGGAAGGAGUCGGAACCGGAGUGGGUCAGCUUAAGUCGAAAGUUGAGAGCAAAAUUCAUCGAAUCUCAUAUAGAUGAUCCUGAAACCAUUUCUCUCGACAACCAGCUGAAUGCGUCGGAUCCCGAAGAAACCAGCUCCGAGUCUCUAUCGGAUACCUCUCAGGAGAUGGUUGUUCCAAAGAAGACAUACAAGGAGACAAAAGAAUCUGUUUGUCAAGGAUUUGAUUCAGAGAAGAAAGCCUUUCAAGAUAUUCCAUCUCCUUAUGAGAAUAACUAUCAAACAGAGAAAAAUAAAGUAAACUCAACUGUGGACGAUGACUGUUCUUGGGAAUAUCAAGAAAUAGAAUUUGAACCAGAAGAUUCUGGAACAUUUCAAGAACAAGACAGCUUUGAAGAUCCUUUUCUAAGACCUACGAAACAUGGGCAUGAAAAUUCUGUAGAAAUAAAAGUGCAACCUAAUGCUCACUAUGACAUAAAUAAGCAAGAAUCUCGACAAAACAACUCAUCGCAUUUCACCAGCUUUGCUGAAACUGUGAAUGCUCACAUGUUCUCAAACGCCGAGUGCUAUAAUAAUGAUGUUAUAUUUUCUUCAGGUUUUACAGGCAGUGAAAAAAGUCCUCCAGGCAACUUGAAUAAUAACAAGAAAGUCAUAACAGUACAGUUUGUUUCUCGGCGGGAGAAAGAGCCCCAACAUUUUGUGAAAGUCCAGAAAUCUGCACAAACACAAGUAGAAGAACCUCUAGAAAAGAGUCACAACAGUUCUUUCUUCAAUCUCACAACGUGGGAAGAAGCUCAUUACAAAUCUGACGAUGAUCGCCCGGAGAGAAUCUGCAGUCCAUCUUCUAACAUAUCUUUGAUCAAAGAAUGGAGAUCACUGGAAGAUAUUUGUGAUCAUAAAAAGAGAAAUUUACUAGAAGAAACAAAGAAUAAAUCUGAACGUGAACGAAGAUACAGUGAGUACCAAAAUGCACCAUUCCCGAUGAAAGAGAACCAUAUUUACAACUCUGUCGACGUUCUUGAUAAAACAGAAUAUCAAAAUGGAAUUAAUCAUCCCAAAUCAAAUGAAAAUCAUUUUAAAAGUCAAAAUUCGUCUGAAGUCAACAAUAAAAGGGAUAACAAUACUCAGCAAACAAAAAUUACUGCUAAUCAAUUUUCAGUCAAUGGAAUAACUGGAAAGGAUGUUAAAUAUGAAAAUUCUGACAACUUUACAAAGCGGGAAAAUAAUACUUAUUCGAAUGGAAAUAUCUGCGAAUCAAGCGAACACCCAACAGAAAGAUACGUAAAUGAUAAUAAUGUUUCAUCACAUGCCUGUGAAAGCGCUAAUGACUCUGAAAUAUCUAAGCGUGAAGAAAAAGAAGAAUUUUCAAAUUCUGAUUCAUCUGGGUCUAAUAAAAGUAAGCAAGAAAAAUCUGAUAAUCAAAGAAAUUCUUAUUCAAACAAGAAAAACCCUGUAUGUGAAGAUAAUAACUUUAACGGUAACACAAUCCAUGAAAAUGGCGCAUCGUUAGAAUACGAUUCUUUUGAAUUUCUAGACAAGGAUUACGCUGGAUAUGAAUCGCAUGAAAGUGACUUAUCAUCAGAUUCGGAACUGAACAGAUCACGAAAGAAAAAUUUAAAAAAUUAUAAAGAAAGUGAGAAUCGACGUAUAAAUCAGAGUUGUGAAAAGAAAUCGAAUAUGAGUGAUGAUACAAAACAGUUUCAAAUCGAAGAAAACGGAAAAGCAUCUAAAAAUAACUCACAUUCUAAAGAUAAAAAUGAUAAUAAUAAUAAAGCUUCGAAUAAGAAAAGUUAUAAAUGUAAUGGUGUGAUUCCAAAUUCAAAGGAAGUAUCUUCAAACAAGUAUUCGAAUUCUCACGAACAUAGAAAGGAAGAAAAAAUCUCAAAUAAUUCUUAUUCUGAUCUGCAAAAAUCAGAAAAAAGGAUUUCAAAAGUGGAAAAUAAUAAUUCUGCAAAUGAAUAUGCUAAUAUCAAUCCAGUUCAUGUGUCUUCUCAAGCCCAGCGCAAUGGAACACAAAAUUCUUUAGAAAUCAAUACGAAAUGCAAAUCAGCUCAAUCAGUUUCGCUUUCUGACAUCGAAGAUGAAUCUCCAGACGAUAAAAAGAAAAGUUCCAGACAAAGAAGAAACACUUUUGAUACCCUUCAUAAUGAAUUAGCUAUUAGUUCUCCAUCUCUGAAUUCUUCAGAAAUGAAACAAAACAAUCGAAAUACAAAUAAACUAUCUCCUGAUAAUACCAAUGUUAAGACCAAAUCAAAGAGCUGCCAGGAUAUUUCACGAACUGAACAUAUUUCUGCCUAUCAGGAAGAAUCUAAACGAGAAAUGAAAUCCAACGGCACUGGACCUCAGAAUAAUUUUAAAUCUCAUAAUGCUUCAACAAUACAAUUUCAAGAAUUCGAAUCGGAGGCUGAUAUACCUCUUUGUGCAAAAUUAGUUUCUAAGCAAAAUGGGAAACGAUUUACUCCAUCCAUAUCGUCUUCAUCAAACAGGAACCCAAGUCCUUGUUCGGAAUCAUCGCAUGUUUAUGAAGAUAUGUUUAAAGAAACCACUUCAUGCCCAUCAGAUUCUGAAACAUCCAGUUGGACCGUUAUGAAACCGAGUAACAGUUAUUACGUUAACGGUCGGUCGUCUUCUAUGAAUGAUUUAGACUAUUCGGAUUCCUGUUCGAUGUCUGUUAAAUGUGAUUAUGCAUCGAGUUCAGAGCAAAGUACCUUGCAAAGUCGCCAGUCAAGCGUCAACAGUUCCAGCUUCUAUGUAAAUUUAAGAGACUACGACUCCCACAUGUUAGAACCGAGCCUUAGUCGUAAACGGAAAGACAAUAAAAAGGCUACCAAGAAUGGGAAUUUGGGGAAAUUUCCUAACAGCAACCCUCCUACACCUGAAUCCUUGAGACAUCUUUUUACUUCGCCGCUGAAUUCCAUUCAUUCACCGCCAAACAGAGCCUCUAGAUUGAUAAACAAGCUGCCACAAGAGCCAGAAUCACAUUAUUAUUCCACAGCAGCAGCUGCCAGUUCCGCUUUCAAGCAUGGAUUCGAUCCAACUCCACCCAAACCCAAGAAAACCGAACGCAGUUCUUCCAUCAAGAUAAAAGACAUAGCUCAUGGAAUUAUUCUGACUUUUAAAAGAUUCCAGAAUCAUUCCAAGACCUCUCACGUGUCCCCCACUCAUUACGUUGACGUUAGUCACUUGGCCGAUCCCGGCACGAAAGCAAACGGUUCCGAAUCUUCGAAAUCCAAAUCCAAGAAAGAGCAGAAAGAAAUUGCGAGGAGGCUGGAAGAGAAGAGGCGUUGGGCAUUUUCUUCUGAAAAUCUGAGAACUGACAGCGAUUCCGGUUGCCAGUUAACCACUUCAGAUGCUCAGAGACAAAAAGCCAGAAGAUCUUCCAGUGAUUUGGUUGGGAAGAAACCUGGUGUGGACGUCGUCAGUCCAGACGUUACGCGGAAUGGUGGCGCGGGUGAAAAGAAGAAAACAAAAAAUGGGAAGAAGAGUUCAAAUGCAAAAGAGAAAGGAAAAAAGUCACGAAGCAAGUCUUUGGAGCCACGCACAGUUCCAACUGUUACCCGCAAAGUUCAACAAAUGGCUGAUGGGACUCUUUAUUUAGUCACAACCGUAUCCGGUGAUACUGCGCUACCUGGUGUAUACUCAGAUUCUCCGGAUACAUCAAGCGAGCUUAGCAGUCACAGGCCUGUCAAACUGACAGGUGAAUCGAAUUGUUGACCAACGGAACAUUGACAAGAAACUGUGAAUUACAUUGGCCAUGCCGACAGCAAGCAGACGAUACCAGAAAAAUAUGGUUAUUGCAUUGUUCUGCAGUUCUAAAAGAAAGUUGUUAGAUGGAUUGUGGGUAAUAUCCACAAGAACAGUUUGAAAGUACUAACAUAACACUUCCGAAAACUGUAUCUGAAAGUAAAAUAUGAAUGUAAAUAUAUAUAUUUUUAAAUAAGAUCUUUUGAAUGUUUUUUCAGCGAGAUUUCCAUAGCUUCUGGAUUUUCAGAGCUAUAUAUUUUUGUGAUAAUGAACUUUUUUCGAAUUCUUUAAUUUGUUUUUGUGUGUGUGUAAACUUUUGAUACUCACAGUUUUAAACACGCAGAUUGAUAAACAUAGCUUUAAAAUGUUAAAUUAUUUUUUAAAUGUUCAUUUUAAAAAUUAAAAUCGACAAAUUUCUUGCUUAAGGAAUAAAUGAUAAGAAUUAUUUUUCAUGCCAUCAGAAUUGACUUGAAUACAAUAAAAAAUAAAUAACAAAAUUCACUGUAUUCGAAAUAUUUGUUGAAUUUUUUAGUAUUCAAAUAAUUCCAAAAAAUAGUUGCCUGUGUUAUUAUUAUCUGUUUGAUUUAAUAAUGAAUUUUAUUGUACAAAAAAAUGUAAAAUAUGCCAAUAAUCGUGCAUUUAAUACUUAUAUAUAUUUCAUAGAAUAGCAUAUCAGCACUUCGUUUAAAACUUUUAUUAUCUUUAUAAGGCACUUUGUAUAAUGUUUUUAAUUGUAACAGUAUAUAUUUUUAUGAACUUAGAUUUUUAUGGAUUUAUAAUAAUAUAUAAUUUGUAUUUGCCAUUCAAUUAUUUUGUUGGAUUUUGAAAGAAUUUUAGAAUUUUGUUGAAAUGAUAUUUUUAUAUCGCUUUAAGUUUUUAUAGCAAAUUAAAAUUCUGUAAUAUAAAGAAUGAAGCACUAUUUAGAAGGAAUUGCUUUUUUAAGUACAUUCAAAUUACAGCUCUAAACCAAAGUAUUGUAAAAUUUUGAGACCGUAAACUGUUUCAACAAUUAUUAUUCAAUUCACAUCAAUCUUUAUAUGUAUUUUGUAACAUAUCAGUAUGGAUAUUUAUGUGCACCUAUUAAAAAUAAA